CUUGAGUCCGCCAGCUCAAAGCAUAGCAUAGCCUUGCUGUCAUACACUUUACUGAAGAUUGAGGCACCAGCCAUUCGCUGGCCGUAUUCUGACGUCUUCUAUGGCGAACGGCACAUGACCAUCACUGUCUUAUUCAGUGGCAAGCAGCUGGCACAAACCCCAAGCGAGGAUAGGAAGUCACUUUCGUUGGUUCGAUACUCCCACCAUCUGGUGCAGUUAUGCAUAGACAUGUAAACGAAGAUGCGGCCUCUGAAAUUAUUCGUUAAAAAGAGCCGGGUGCUCCCAAUUCUUUGCCCUUUCCCCAGUACCAAUUCAUUGAUAUGGUUCCCGAAGAACACACCUCAAGUAGCGGACAAUCCUCGAUUAAAGCUCCUCUUCAUGCAUCCUACCACUGCAUCUAUGUACCCUAGAAGUCUACCCUCAGUGAAAUUCUCAGCCAAAAUGCACUUGCGUUUCGAUCCCGAAUAUGCCGAGGCUGCCGGCCCUAUUAUGGAGAGAUUGGCUGAGACCCCCAAGCCAAAAGUGCACGACAUCAGCGCUCGCCGCGAGGGAAUCACUUAUAUUUGCGAAUCCCUCUUUGCGGAGUUGCCGACGGUUCCAAGUGUAGAGAAGGAGGAGUACGAGUUCCAGUCUUAUGAUGGCUACACAAUCUCCAUCAAACGGUUCUUCAAAAAGAACAGCGAGUCUCCUGGGCCCGGCCGCCCAGCGAUUCUUCAUGCCCACGGGAGAGGCAUGAUCCAGGGCACUGUCGAUCUAUACAGCAAGUGCCUUUCCAUACCGGACCAAUAUCCAGAUCUUUUUAGUGGAAUACCGGCUGGCAGCCGAGUUUCCGCACCCGACUCCUCUCGAAGAUUGCUAUGCUGGGUUGCGGUGGCUAUAUAUUAGGGCAGACGAUUUCGAGAUCAACCGCAAUCGCAUUGCGGUCAUGGGAGAGAGCGCUGGAGGAGGCCUGGCUGCGGGCAGGGCUCUCCUAGCUCGGG
This is a messenger RNA of Aspergillus saccharolyticus JOP 1030-1, 980 nucleotides long. RefSeq lists its product as uncharacterized. The record is from RefSeq and is a predicted model, not a curated record. NCBI's taxonomy places the organism in Eukaryota, Fungi, Ascomycota, Eurotiomycetes, Eurotiales, Aspergillaceae. The transcript is spliced from 2 exons. Bases 442 to 885 code for a protein of 147 amino acids.